Verticillium alfalfae VaMs.102 is the source of this 1190-nucleotide messenger RNA. RefSeq lists its product as hypothetical. The transcript has 3 exons. NCBI's taxonomy places the organism in Eukaryota, Fungi, Ascomycota, Sordariomycetes, Glomerellales, Plectosphaerellaceae. Bases 1 to 867 code for a protein of 288 amino acids. The record is from RefSeq and is a predicted model, not a curated record.
AUGGCAACCAAGACUUCUGCAGUGGCGGACGAGCCGAUUGAGGUUCUGUUCGCCCUGCACCCCAACUUCAACAUUACUGACUUUGCCGGUCCUCUCGAGGUCUUUGCGACUGCCAACUACGAGAAUGACAAGUCUACCACGGCUUUCGAAUGCACCGUGGCCGCUGCCGAGCCCAAGGUCAUGUCCGAGCAGGGCGUCUUCAUUGGCUCUCAGAUCUCCUACAAGGAGGCACACGAGCGCCUGAAUGACUUCGAUGUUCUCGUCGUUGUCGGCGGCGGCACUGAUGCCGUCAUUAAAAGUGAGGCUGAACCCCUUCAGCUCAUCGAUGCGUACUCCGAGCUUCAGCAGAAGGAUACCAUUCGCGAGCGUACCCUUCUUUCCAUUUGCACCGGCUCUCUCUUCCUCGCCAAGCAGGGCAUCCUUGCCGGCUUGUCCGCUACCACCCACCCCGACUUCCUCACUACUUUUGAGAACCUCUGCAGCAAGUCUGCGCAGAAGACUCUCGGUGAGCGCACCGACGUCAUCGAGAGCGCUCGCUAUGUCGUGAACAACCUCCGCUUCGACAUUGGCGACGAGGACGAGAACCCCUACAUUCGACGUACAUCCGACGCUGGCCGUCGCCCCUCCAAUGCCCGAAAGGGCAGCAUUUCCUUCCAGGGCUCAGGACGACGCGAAUCCGUUGCUCGUCGCGCAGCGAUGCGUCUCGGCGGUCUUCGCGUUGUCACGAGCGGGGGGGUCAGCGCUGGUAUAGAUGCGGCUCUAUACAUGGUCAGCGCUCUCAUCUCGGAGGAGUCGGCUAACGAGGUGGCCCGCGUGAUGCAGUGGAACUGGGUUAAGGGUGUCGUCGUCGACGGCCUUGAUGUGUAAUUUAUAGACAGCGAGGCGAACAAGGAGCAGCCCCAAGAGGCUCGCUAUGGGUAUGGUUAUAUUUUUUUUGAAGGAUCUUAACGCCUUCUCUGUUUGCUAUAGGAAUAAAUGCUUGGCUUGAGAUCUUUCAUUUCCUCUGUCGAUGACCUUUUGUUGUGAUGCCUGAUCCACGACGAACACCUGACUGGCGUCCUUCGUAUAAGCCAGUCCAUCAAACAGCUCUUGCUCGGCACUCCGGGUCAAGUUUUCAGCGAGAAUUGAUGUCACUCAAAACCUCAUGAAACAGCAAUCGAGUCGCAUCGGGCAUUAGAUUCUGCGAUGCU